AUGGCAACCAUACCAAUUAUCGUGAAGCACCAGGGCAAACGUCACGAAGUCGAACUCGACCCGGCGGCAAAUGGCGAGACGCUCAAAUACCAAAUGUACUCCUUGACUGGAGUCGAACCCGAAAGACAGAAGAUUUUGGUCAAAGGAGGCCAACUCAAGGAUGAAGCGCCUUUGUCCUCUCUCAAUGCGAAAGCGGGCCAGACAUUUAUGAUGAUGGGUACCCCGUCAGGCGGUCAAGCCGCUGUAGAACGACCAAAGGAGCAAGUCAAAUUCCUGGAGGAUAUGACCGAAGCUGAAGCUGCCGGAAUAGAGGGAGCUACUCCUGCUGGCUUGCAGAAUCUGGGAAAUACUUGCUACCUCAACUCCACCCUGCAGACCUUGAGAAGCGUCCCUGAGCUUCAGCAAGAGCUUCUAAGGUACCGACCCAGCGCAGGCUCUUCCGCAAGCUCAAGGCUCUCGGACCUCAGCAGCCUUGGCCUUGGUGGUCUCGGAGCUUCUAUGGACAUUGUAUCCUCUUUGCGGGACUUGUUCAAACAGAUGUCCGAGACUCAAGAAGGUUUCCCACCACUGCUAUUCCUCAAUGCCCUCAGGAGUGUCUUUCCUCAGUUUGCUCAAAAAGACAGAAACGGACACGGUUAUGCUCAGCAAGACGCUGAGGAAGCUUGGUCUCAGAUUGUGACUCAGCUCCGGAGCAAGCUCAUGAUCAAAGAGGGAGAAGCAGACUCUGCUGCAGAGGUCUCUUUCGCGGACAAGUAUCUUGCUGGCAGAUUCGAAUCUGUCACGGAAUGUGAUGAUCCAGCAGCUAAGGAGGCUGGAGAGCAACCAACAGAAAGCUCCGACAUCUUCUACAAGCUCGAUUGCCACAUCGGGAAAGAAACAAAUCACCUACAUGAUGGCAUCCUGGCCGGUCUCGAAGAGAAAAUUGAGAAGCGUUCUCCUACAUUGGAUCGUGACGCCGUCUACACCAAACGUUCUCGCAUCGCCCGGCUACCAAAAUACCUUACUGUGCACUUUGUUCGCUUUUUCUGGAAGCGCGAAACGCAGAAAAAGGCCAAGAUUAUGCGCAAAGUGACUUUCCCUGCCGAAUUAGAUGUGGUGGACUUUUGUACGGAGGAGUUGAAGAAGCAACUUGUCCCCAUCAGGGAUAAAGUACGAGACAUCCGAAAGGAAGAAGUCGAUGUUGAGCGUGCCCGCAAGCGUCAAAAGGCUGCUCAUCAGCGGGAGGAGGAACUGAAGAGAGCUGCCGAGUCUGACGCAAGUCUGGAACCCAUGCAGAAGAAGCAAGCCACCGAGGAGAAGAAAGAGGCUACCAAGGGCGGGGAGAAAGAUGGAGACACAGCUAUGACUGAUGUCUUCAAAACUGACGCAGAUUAUGAGGCCGAGAAGAAUGCGUCGAUCCUCGUCGCAAAGAAAGAGUUGUCCGCCCUGGUUAGCCCAGAGAUUGCCGCAGACACUGGGUCGAACAAGUCUGGCCUCUAUGAGUUGCGCGGAGUCAUCACGCACCAGGGCGCCAGCGCCGACAGCGGGCACUACACAGCUUAUGUGAAGAAGCAGCCUAAUAGUAAGGGUGAAGAUGACGGAAAAUGGUGGUGGUUUAACGACGAAAAGGUCACGGAGGUGGAGGGAGAGAAGAUUGAGACUCUUGCUGGUGGUGGUGAAUCACAUUCUGCUUUGAUUCUCCUGUACCGCGCUGUUGACUUGCCCACAGCCGAAUAA
Messenger RNA from Aspergillus clavatus NRRL 1, 1716 nucleotides. RefSeq names its product ubiquitin-specific protease UBP6. The record is from RefSeq and is a predicted model, not a curated record. Gene Ontology annotation, biological process: protein deubiquitination; regulation of proteasomal protein catabolic process; proteasome-mediated ubiquitin-dependent protein catabolic process. Gene Ontology annotation, molecular function: protein binding; cysteine-type deubiquitinase activity; proteasome binding. The coding region runs from base 1 to 1716 and encodes 571 amino acids. The transcript has 3 exons. Lineage: Eukaryota; Fungi; Ascomycota; Eurotiomycetes; Eurotiales; Aspergillaceae.